UUGUUAUGUUUGAUAUAUGCCACUGUUUUGAUCAGAACACCUAGUUAUAUACCAAUAUUUUUACACAACCUUAGUCACUAUGAUGCUCAUUUUAUUGUUCACGCGUUAAACUUUUGUGAUGGUGAAGUCGAAGUUAUCCCUCAAAAUAAAGAAAAAUAUAUAUCCUUUUCCAAAAAAUUAAAAGUGAAUAACCACGAAAUUAUAUUGAGAUUCUUAGAUUCAUUUAAGUUUUUAUCGUGUAAAUUAGAAGAAUUGGCCAAAAAUCUCAGUAAUGAUCAAUUUCAAGAAUUACGUAGAAAUUACCCUAAUGAUGAAGAUUUCUUUCGUUUAAAACGGAAAGGUGUUUAUCCAUAUGAACUUAUGACUAAUUAUGAUAGUUUAAGUCUAACAUCGCUCCCUGAACAAAAAUCUUUUUAUAGUUCACUCACAGAUUCACAUAUUUCAAAUGAUGAUUACAAUCAUGCUAAAGAUGUUUGGGAACAUUUUGGGUGUUGUAAUAUGCUAGAUUAUUCAAACCUAUAUUUAAAAACAGACGUUUUACUUUUAUCCGAUGUAUUUGAAAACUUUAGAAAGUUAUGUAUUAAUACAUAUGAUUUAGACCCUGUCCAUUAUUACACAGCACCCGGUUUAAGUUGGGAUGCAAUGUUAAAAUAUACAAAAAUAGAAUUAGAACUUUUAACAGAUUAUGAGAAAAUUGCAUUUAUUAGAUCAGGUAUCAGAGGUGGUGUAUCUCAAUGUAGUAAUCGUUAUGCUAGAGCUAAUAACAAAUACAUGGAGGAUUAUGAUACAGGGAAACCAAAUUCAUAUAUCACAUAUUUUGAUGCCAACAAUUUAUAUGGUUGGGCUAUGUCUCAAUAUCUUCCUACUGGUGGAUUCGAAUGGGUAAAUCCAAAUACAGAAUUUAAUGUGUCUAAGACAUCAGACUUCGGUUUUAUUUUAGAAGUUGAUUUGGAAUAUCCAGAUGAACUUCAUGAUUUACAUUCGGACUUUCCUUUAUGUCCAGAAAACAUUUGUGUAGGCAAUAUUAAUGAGAAUAAACUAGUCCCAAAUUUAAAUAAUAAAGAUAAAUAUGUAAUUCAUUACAGAAAUUUAAAGCAGUGCAUAGAAAUGGGGGUUAAAUUAACUAAAAUUCAUAGAGUUUUAAAAUUUAAACAGUCUCCCUGGUUGAAGAUGUACAUAGAUCUAAACACAAAAUUAAGAACUUUAGCAAAAUCAGAUUUCGAAAAAGAUUUUUAUAAAUUAAUGAAUAAUUCAGUCUUCGGUAAGACUAUGGAGAAUAUUGAAAAAAGGGUUAACAUAAAAUUAGUUACGCACUGGGAGAACCAGGGUAAAGCUUUAGGUGCUCAAGAUCUAAUCGCUAAACCACAAUUUCAUAGCCUUUCAAUAUUUUCGGAAAACCUAGUUGCGGUUCAGUUGCGAAAAACGAAGUUAAUAUAUAACAAACCAAUUUAUUUAGGGUUUUGCAUUUUAGAUAUUUCAAAAACAUUAAUGUAUGAUUUUCAUUAUAACUAUAUGAUUAAAAAGUUUAGUAAAAUCAAAUUAUUGUAUACAGAUACGGAUAAAGAAAUUAACAGGAUUUAUUAUGAUCCAUCUAAUCCCGCUGGUUUUGGUAGUAUUGAUAAAUUAUCAAAAGCCAUGAAGGGUAAAAUGAAUAAAAAGCAAGUAAAGGAAUGGUUAAAAUCACAAGAAACAUACACAUUACAUAAACCCAUUCGAAAAAAAUUCCCGCGUAAUAGGUACAUUCUAUCAAAUAUUAAUGAACUGUGGCAAGCUGAUUUAAGUGAUAUGCGAACUUAUUCUCAAUAUAAUGAUGGUUUCAAGUAUAUACUUUGUAUUAUUGAUGUAUUUAGUAAAUAUGCUUUUGCAAGACCAAUGAAAAAGAAAAACUCAGAAACAACUAAAGAAUGUUUUGAAAGUAUAUUUACUGAAAGUAAUUUAACACCUACUCACAUACAAUCCGAUAAAGGUACCGAAUUUGUUUCAAAAGAUGUACAAAAAUACUUUAAAUCCAAAAAGAUUAAUUACUAUACCACUAACAAUCCUGACAUUAAGGCCAGUAUUGUUGAACGAUUUCAAAGAACACUAAAAAUGAAAAUGUGGCGUUAUUUCACUAAUAAUAAUACUUAUAGAUAUAUAGAUGUUUUACAAGAUUUAAUAUACUCUUAUAAUCACAGCUUUCACUCUAGUAUUAAGAUGUGCCCAUGUGAUGUAAAUUCCAACAAUAUUAUGACAGUUUGGACUAAUCUUUAUGACAGACGGUCAAAAAAACUUUCUUUAGAAAAUCCUAAACCAAAUUUCAAUGUGGGUGAUUAUGUUCGAAUAACUAAAUAUAAACAUGUAUUCCAAAAAGGAUAUGAAUCAAAUUGGAGUGAUGAAAUAUUUAUUAUAUCUUCAAUAAUUGAUAGAUCUCCAUGGGUUGUUUAUACAAUAACAGAUUUACAAAAUGAACCAAUAAUUGGUACUUUUUAUGAAAGAGAAUUACAGAAAAUCACUUACAACCCCACCUCACAACAUAAAAUAGAUAAAAUAAUUGACACUCGUUAUUCAGGUAACAGAAAAGAAGUAUUAGUGAAGUGGAAAGGUUAUCCAGAUAAAUUUAACAGUUGGAUUUUAGCUUCUAGUUUAAAAGAAAUAUGA
This is a messenger RNA of Parnassius mnemosyne (clouded apollo), 2637 nucleotides long. Lineage: Eukaryota; Metazoa; Arthropoda; Insecta; Lepidoptera; Papilionidae. The record is from the annotation of a GenBank genome assembly.